Biomphalaria glabrata is the source of this 9403-nucleotide messenger RNA. Its product is annotated as citron Rho-interacting kinase-like. Gene Ontology annotation, biological process: peptidyl-threonine phosphorylation; actomyosin structure organization. The transcript is spliced from 49 exons. The record is from RefSeq and is a predicted model, not a curated record. Lineage: Eukaryota; Metazoa; Mollusca; Gastropoda; Planorbidae. Gene Ontology annotation, cellular component: cytoskeleton; cytoplasm. Gene Ontology annotation, molecular function: ATP binding; protein serine/threonine kinase activity. The coding region runs from base 195 to 8015 and encodes 2606 amino acids.
UUGAUCGGCCUGCGGGAUAUUUAAAGUAAGCCAAAAAAAAAAGUUAUUAUUCAACUUAUUGAAUGGCUUAAAAAUAAAAACACAAUUAGAUCUUGAUCUAGAUCUACCUCUAAGUUAUCUAGGAUUCUUUAUAUCUAAUUUUGAAUUUAGAACUAUCUACCCAUAACCUUAGGCUUAGAAACACUGCCUUGACCAUGGCGUCAAGGUCCACUCCUAGACUCAGAGAUAAGGAGACACUUGAUAGAGAUUGUUUAUUAGAUGGUUUCUUGACUCUCUAUGAAGAGUGCACUCAUACCAACUUACUCAAGAUAGCAAAUGUAUCUUCUUUUGUUAAAAAAUAUAAUCAAGCAGUAAAUCAGACCAAAAAAUGCAGGAAGAAAGCUUUUGACUUUGAGGUCAAAGCAUUAAUUGGAAGAGGUCAUUUUGGAGAGGUGCGUGUGGUGAGAGAAAAAGCCUCCGACACUGUAUACGCUAUGAAGGUUCUCCGCAAGUCAGAUUUGUUGGCUCAGCCAGAGAUAUCCUGUUUUGAAGAAGAAAGGAAUAUUAUGGCUACCAGUACAAGUCCUUGGAUAACUGAGUUGCACUUUGCCUUCCAGGACUCUGUAAAUCUGUAUCUUGUCAUGGACUUUCAUGCUGGUGGAGACCUGCUGUCAUUGUUGUCCAGGCAUGAUGACAUUUUUGAGGAGAAGAUGGCACAGUUUUACAUUGCUGAAAUAGCUAUUGCCAUCAACAGUCUUCACAACAUUGGCUACUUGCAUAGAGACAUUAAACCUGAGAAUAUUCUGCUUGACUGUACUGGUCACAUCAAACUUGCUGACUUUGGUUCAGCUGCUAAAUUGGAUGAAAAUAAAAAGGUAUCUUCACACAUGCCAGUCGGCACUCCAGAUUAUGUUGCUCCAGAGCUUCUUCAAGCAAUGAACAAAAGUAGACAACGAAUUACCUACGGUGCAGAGGUGGAUUGGUGGUCUUUGGGUGUUUGUGCUUUUGAGAUGCUGUUUGGUGCAACACCAUUCUCUAAUGAACAUGCCACCAUGGUGUCAACUUAUGCUAACAUUAUGAACUUUAAGAAUACUUUAAAGUUCCCAGCAGAGAGUGAUGUUUCUGACCAAGCAAAAGAUUUUAUUAAAAAACUGCUGACAGAUUCACACUCUCGCUUAAACUGGUCAGGAAUAAAGGCUCAUCCUUUUUUCAAAGGAGUUAAAUGGGACACCAUCAGAGAAAGGGAUGCCAUAUAUGUUCCUUCCAUUAAUGGCCUGGAUGAUACGUCACACUUUGAUGAAGUUGAAAAGGUUCAGCGUCAACCGGAUCUCGAAGUAUUAAAGCCACAAAAUGAUUUUUCUGGGCGAGAUCUUCCUUUUGUUGGCUUCACAUUCUGUAAAACUUCUUCCAUUAGCAGUCCAGCCAGCCCUGGUGACUUGAACAAUAGCAGUGCUCGUGACCAAGCCAGCUUGGCUUACGAGUCAACUACAAGCGCCUUCAUGUUUGACAAGGAGGUGAUGAAAAUUCUGGCAGAGAAAGAUCAGGAAAUUAACAGAUUAAAAAAACUAGUGCAGUCUUAUGAAAGUAAUCCAUUUCCUAAUGAUCAAAGAUGCUCUUCUUUGUUGGAGACUUGGACUACUAUGGAUAAUGAAAUACGGCUUAUAGAGGAUGAGUUGCUAGAGGUUAAAAUGGAGGAAUUUAAAGCUGAGAUUGUGUUGCUUCAGUCAGAACAGGAGAAACUUACUGCCCAGCUAAGAGAUAGGGAAUACCAGCUGGCCCAAGCUACAGAAGCUCUCACUGAGGCCAAGUCUCAGCUUGAGGUUCAAAAAAGAAAGCUGGAGAAGGCAAAGAGAAUGUCUAGAGAGGAAAACCACAAGGACCUAAUGCUCCUCAGUUUGAAUAAUGAAACUUGGGAGAGCCUUCUGCAGGAUAAGCAGGCCACCAUAGAUGAGAUGUCAGUUAAGCUGGCUGAGCUUGAGAAACUGGUGGAAGCCUAUGAAGAAAGCGAGGAACAGCAAGCUAGUGAAGUACAGCAGCUGCACCACAAGAUGAACAGCUCGCUGCAUGACUUGUCCAGUGUAGCUUUGGCAGACGUCCAAAUGUCUGGUGGCAGUGGAGUGGCAAAGUUUGAACUGGACAACUUCCACCAUUCUCUCUGUCCAUCCAAGAAAAAACUGACCUUACAUGUGACCUUAAAAACUGGACGUUGCUCUUUUUUGGAUAACCAAAAUGUUAGCAAACUUCAGGCACUACAGAAAAUGGUGGAUAAGUAUGCAGAGAAUGCUAGAGAGUGGCGAGAGAAAGAGGAAGGGAUGAAUGUUAAAAUAGCUGCACUGGAGUCUGAGGUGCAGACACUCAAACAGAAGGAGGGAAUGGGAAGAAAGAUGAAAGAUAAGCUGAUGGAAAAGGUAUCAAGCUACCAGCAUGAAGUAGAGGCACAAAAGACAAUCAUCAAAGAACUUCAGGAGACUAUGAGAAGCUACCUCACUCAGAGUGCAACUUAUACAGACAGUGAUAAACAGUUGAAGGAAGUGCAGCAAAGUAAGCUGUCUUUGGAAACGGAACUCAUAUCUCUUAAGGAGGAAGUUGAUAAAUCUCGCCAAUCUGCCCUGCACAAAACUAAACAAAUGGAGGAUGCCAUCAAGAAAUUAGAGGAGCAGAGAUUGCUAGCACAAGAUUACAAAAAUAAGUUUGAUUGUCAGGUGGAGUUGACUGAGGCCAAAGUUCGAUCUCUGGAAGAUGAGCUAGCCAAGGUCACUUCUGAUCGGCAACGACUUGAGAGAAGGGAAGCCACUCUAACAACACAGGUGGAGACCUUGCAAGGUCUACUUGAUGACAGGACCUUGGAGCUGGAGAAACUGGAGAGAAGAAAUACAGACUUGCAGACACAUUUACAACAGUUGCAGCAGAGGAACACUGACCUACAAGUGCAAGUUGAAUCCUUACAAAAGGCCUCUGCGCAAAAUGAUGAGCAUAAGCAGUCAAAGGCAGAGCUUAACUUUCAAAUCAGCCGUCUACAGCAACAAAACACUGACCUGGAACGUCGCAUUACCACAGCUCUGAGAGACAAGCAAGGGCUGGAGGAUAAAGUGGCGGCCGCAGAAAGAGAAAAAGAAAGGCUGCUGAGGAGGAUAGAUAGGCUGGAGACAUCAGAGAAAGAGAAACGUGAACUAGAGACAAAGCUGGAGAAGAUAGCUACAUUGGAGAGAGAGAACAGAAGGCUAGAGAUGAAGGUUGAACGCUUAUCAGCAUUUGAAAAGGAUAAAUUAAACCUUGAGGAAAAAUUGGAAAAACUGGAGAUGAAUCUCCGAAAAGAGAAAAUCAAAGUUGAGUCAUUGACUGCUGAGAGAAAAGAUUUGGAACAAAAACUGAAAUCCAUUCAAGACCAGAAAGUUGCUACUACCAGUGAAGAAAUAGCUCAGCUCAAGGUCAAGGUGGCCCUGGUAGAUAUGGCGGAGAAGGAGAAGGCAAGGCUUGAGCGGGAGUUGGCGACUGUUAAGGCUGAUAAAGAUGCAGUGGAGCAAUUGAGGGACAAAGAAAAAAUCUUGAUGGAUAAAUUGAAAGGGGAGAAAGCAGAAGCAGAAAAGGUGAAGGAUAAAGUCCUGAAUGAAAAGAGCAAUUUAGAGAAGCAGAAGGACUUGCUAGCAAAGGAGAAAAAUCUGGCAGAGAAAUUGUUACAAGAACUAAAGAAUGAGAAACAUUCCUCAGAUGAGUGCGUCAAGAAGCUGAACAGAGAGAUAGAUAGACUGGAAUCAAGCCUAGGCAAGCUUCAGGAGCAAUGCAAGAGCUCAGAUGACUCUGAUGUCAACAAGCUGAGCCUGGAAAUUGACCGUCUCAAAAAACUGGUGGAUAGGCUGGAGAAGGACAAGGGUGGACAGGAGAAGAGGUGUAGCGUGGAGCUGGGGGGUACCUUGGUCAGCAGGCUGCAGAGGGAGAACACAGAGCUUAGAAAGCAAGUUGAGAGCCUGGAGAAACAAGUUGGAAAGAGUAGUCCUCAGAGACCUUUCAACAGGAGAACCUCUCUGGCAAUGCUACAGGAGAGUGGAACUCUUCAGAAAUUAAGACAGGAACAUGAAGACAAGGUAAAAGGCUUAGAAAAAGAAAUAACAGAAAUGAAAUUGAAACUAAGUAGACAACAGACUGAAUCUCUGGCACAAGACAAGAACAAGACAACUGCUGAAGAGAUGAAGGUCAAGGUAAAAGAACUGGAAGAUGUGGUGACCUCACUUAAGAAUGAGCUGAGGGAUAAAAAAAAUGAUGCAGAGGAAUUGAGGUCAAGGUUGGAUGUGCAAACAGCUAAUGUGAUGGAGCUGCGAACUGAGAUUGAAGAGCUGAUGAAGACUGAGAAUGAUUUGGUCACACAGCUGGAGAAAGAAGCCCUGAGAGCCAAACAGGCAACUGAAGAGAAAGAGAAGCUUGCUGCCCAGUUAAAGAAAUACGAAUCUCAGCCCGCAAGAAUGUCUGGUGAAUUAAAAUUUGAAAAAGUGCAACUUGAAUCUAAAGUACAGGAGUUGACUGGAGAAAGAGAUUCAUUGAAGGCUCAGCUGGACUCCAUGAAGACUGGACUAGGAGAUGAUGUGAAUGGACUGGCAUCACAAGUACAAGACCUGCAGCAGCAGCUACAGGAGGCCAGAAGAGAGGUGGAGAUUAGGAGAGGUGCAUCUGAGUAUUCUGGCGGAGAUAUCCCAGCAUACCUUCGUCAUGAGCUGGAAGAGUCCAACCUGGCAUUGAGUGAGGCCAGAUCUCUACUGGCUGCAUCCAAACGCCAGGAGCUGGAACUGAGAGACAGAAUAGACAGACUUCAACACAUACUUGAUAAUAAAGCUGUGGAGAAUGCCAGAUACUUACAAAAUGCCCAAGAUGCUCUAGCAGAACUGAAAACCUUGAAGUCUCAACAUGAUACAUUACAGAGACAAUACAAGGUCCUGGAAGACAAACAUGCCAGCUUGCAGAAGGAAAGAGGUUCUAACAACAAAGAGACAGUCAGCCUGAUGGAAGAGAUCAAGACCAAACAGCAGCAGUAUGAGAUGGAAUUUAAGAAAGUGGAACAGUUGACCAAAGUGUGCACAGAGCUUGAAGAUCAAGUGAAGGACUUGGAACAUCUGGUGGAAGAAAGCAAGAAGAGGGAGGCUGAAUGGGAGAGCAUUAAAAACACCUAUGAGAAAGCUGUAGUUGAGAGAGAAGAUGAACUGGAUGGUGCUACACAACAAUUACAGGCUGUGUCAAUGGCCAGGUCAGCAGCAUCUGAAAAGAUGUCUUCCAUGAAACAGCAAAUGGAAUCAAUGAGAGCUCUCCAUAAGGCAGAGAUUGAGAAACUAAAUCACAGCUUAAGGGAGGAGAAGGCCACCGUUGCCAAGUUAACGCAAAAGCUGUCAGAUGCCUUAGAAAAAGACUCAACAUCAAUCCAAGUGUAUGAGAGUCAGAUGAAGGAGCUGGACAAAUCCAAUCAAGAGAAAAUGAAGUUAAAGGAAGAGCUAACUCAAGCACUUAGUGAAAACUGCUCUUUCCGAAAAGAGAACCUCAAGCUGAAAAAACAUUUGGAUGAUGCUAUUGAUAAGUUUGAGAUGAUCAUUGGUGAGAAAGUGAGUCUGGAGAAUUUCACUGAAGUCUUACAAGGCCUUCACUUCCUGGACAAGUAUAAGUUUGAGAGUACGAUUGGUCAACAGAUGAAGCUGAUAGACUACCUCCAGGAUCUGUACCUAGAACACAGUGGCAAGAAGAAAAAGGGGCUGUUUGGCACAAAGAGCAGCAGUAAAGAUGGUCACCCCAAGCCAACCUUGCCAAUAUCAUUUUCAGAUCUACAGACAGCCCUGGAGCAGGAGCGUACCAAGACUGGCAUUCUGCAAGACAAAGUAGACAGGUUGCGUGAGGAAAACUUGCAACAGGCCAAUGAGUCAGGUUGGAUUAAUAAGAUAAAGAAAGUGCUAAAGCUGAAACAGUCAGGAAAAGUCCAGGCCAAUGUGACUGUUAAACUGACUGAUGCUGCCCGAAAUGCGCUGGCCAACCCGCCUGGCAGCCGUUCAUCUGAGAUGAUGGUAACAAAUUCCUCCACCUCUCUGGCUUCCUCUGGGUCCUCCUCAUCCUCCAAGUCCAGUCAUUCUAGAGGGAAAAGUCCACACACUCCGCGCAAUCAACGAAGGGAUCUGUCCAUUCAGCAAGGGUCUUACAAAAUCCCAGAAGCUUUCCCAACACCACAGAGAAUGCACCACAACAUACCACACAGGUUUGCCACUGGACUCAACACAAGGACAACCAAAUGUGGAUUAUGCUUAGGAACAGUUUACUUUGUACGUCAGGCUUCUAAAUGCCAAGAGUGUGAUCUGGUAGUGCAUCCUAAAUGUGCAGUGAAUGUGCAAGCCACAUGUGGUCUGCCCACAGAGUAUGUGCGUCAUUUUGCCCUGAUGAUGAGGUACAUCUAUAGGGAGGAUGCCGACCAGAACUCAGAUGUUGAUACUUCUUGUGUUAAGAUGUCUGGAUGGCUGAAAGUACCCAGAGUUGGCAAGUCAGGCUGGGAGAACCGUUAUUGUGUCCUGGAGGGAACAUGGCUGACAUUGUACCUGGACGAAAAAGAUGGCAACCCAGUGGACAGUUUUGACCUGAGCCCUGUGGAUGCAGAUGUGAGUAUACACAGUGCAGUGACCUCAGCUGAGCUGGCCAACACAGCAACUACAGAUCUCCACUAUGUCCUGAGGCUGGACCAAGACCCACUAACUACAUGCUGGCCUGGAAGGUAUUUAUAUUUGAUGACUACAAACUUCCAAGAGAAACAGAGAUGGGUUGCAUCCCUUGAGGCAGUGGUGAAGAGUGCUCAGUGUAAGAGUGAUUUGUAUCGCAAUAGAUCUCAAACACUGACAGUGUUGUCACUCAAAGAUGUGGAGUGUCGAGACUUUAACUGUACUCUUGUUAUUUCAAAUCAGCUGGUUCUUGUUGGAACUGAUGAUGGUCUUUAUGCCUUUAACCCGCAAGCCAUGACUUCCAAACGUAAACAAAUGACUCAAUUGACUGGCUUUGGUUGUGUGCAUCAAAUGGCUCUGGCUAAAGGUGUUGACUUAAUUCUUGUUUUGACUGGUCCAGAGCGUCGGCUGAUCAUGUUGGAAAAUAAGCUGGUCAAGUGUCGCAUGAGCCAAACAUUGGGUGGAGAAACUACCCCAUUCACAUUCAAGACAAUUGAUGGCCUGCAGUGCUGUACCAUCUUUGAUGUGGCAUUGUGGAACAAUGCUAGCUACUUGGUUGUGGGCACCCCAACAAAACUGUUUUUGAUGAAGUAUAACCCGAGCCUGGCCAUGUACUGUGUGAGAAAGGAGUUCCCAAGUUCUGAGCCUUGCAGCUGUGUGUGCAUAGCAGAUAACUAUGCUAUAGUUGGUACUGAGCGUUUCUACAAAAUUAACCUGGAGCAUCCCAGUCUUUUGGACUUUGUGGAUCGACAGGACAGUUCACUUGCAUUUGCUGCCUUUGGGGCUGCCAAUCACCAGAGUUAUCCAUUGGCUGUGGUGCGGGUGUCGCCUGAAAAUGCACCAUUGGAAUUUUUACUUUGCUUCCAUGAAUUUGGUGUGUUUGUUGAUCACCAUGGUCAGAGAAGUAGAGCAACAGAUGUCAAGUGGAGUGGUCUUCCUAUGGCCUUUGCAUAUGUUGAACCCUUCCUGUACGUGACAUACACUAGUACUGUCCAUGCAACUGUUAUACCCACAGACAAGGCCAGAGCAAAAGGUAGACAGACAGUGAUAGACAUUCAGUCCCCUCGUUAUCUAGGCCCUGCACCAGGCCAUGGCUGCGUGUACAUUGGCAGCUCCAGCACCACCAGCUCCACCAGCUGUAAUGUGACUGAGAUCAUUUCCAUCAGGGGCCAGGAGGACUUCAGUACUGAAGACAGUGACAAAGAGAAUACAGAUGUAUUGAAAACUCCUACUAAGAAACAUCAAUUUGAAAGCCCAAGAAAAACUCCUAAAUUUCACCAGCAGUACAAUAAAGGCUCACUGGCAUCAGUGUACAGUAAUUCUAGUAGUAGUACAUACACUAGUGUCGAGUCAGAUGUGUAGGCACUGUUACUUUCACAUGGCAUGAAGGAAAUGAACGAUGGCCAGUCUAGUCUGCUGUGAACAGAAACAAAUGGCAUUAAACAGCAUUUUGUUGUGUUUACUUCUAUCUCUUAGUCAUAGUGUAGCAAAUGUAUGUAAACAGAAAUAUGUUUGCAAGUGUUUAGAAAAUGCCAAAUAGAAAUAUAAACAUUGUAUUCACUGUUUUUUAUCAUAAACAUAUAAAUAAAACAUGUCUAGAUGUGAUUCUCUUAUAUGUAAGAUAUAUAAGGUAGAGUAAACUUCAAGCAGUGAAAUCUGAUCUUACAAUACUAAAUGGCUUUUUCCACUUAGAGAUAUUUCUGCUCAUUCCUGCAGAAGUCUUACAAAAAUUCAAUAGUGGUAUAGAAAUACAUAGCCUAUUUUCUGUUGUUGAACUAUUAGGUUGUCAUCCAUUGACCAAAAACUAAAUACAUUCUCCAAGAAUCAGAUCUGUUGUUGGCCAUGUGCCAUGUAUUUGUACACUAUAAAUAUUCACUUUGUUUUGUUUCUUUUCAUACAAUAAUUUUGUGUGUACUGUUUUUAAAAAUCUAUUAAUCAUAAGAUUUGGAUCUGUUUUGUUUUAUAUGACUUGUUUGCGUAGAGGACAUCUAACUUUUUCACAUUUUGUUGUGCAAGUGUUUUUACUAUGUACCAUACAGACAGACCCAUUUCUAGAUCUCUGUAAGCUUUGUGUAUCCUUGGGAAAUACUAGUGUUACUUACUAUAUUGUUAUCUGCUCACUCAUCCUUCAAACACUUUGAGAAAUGAUCUUAUGUUAGAAAUUGUCUUGUUUAUAUAAGCAAUCAUUGUGCCUUAUAAUGAUGUCAAUCUCAUAGUAGUCCUGAGCAGGGUAAUUGUGCAUAGUUCUUAUGGUUUUAAUGAUAUAGACAUACAAAUAUAAGUUUCAUUUUGUUGAUACUUACAGUAGUAAGCAAUGGUGUUGAACAUUGAGCCAAAUUUGUGAAGUAUAAUUUGUAAAUUGAAGAGAAAAUGUAAGCAGUAUCAUGACAAGUGUAAAGUUUGAAAUUUGUUUGUUCUUAUCAAUGAAAUUUAUAGUGAUUUUGUUUGUCUGGCUUCAUUGUCCAGUAUGUGUAUAGUACAUUAUUUAUCAUUUAUUCCAGAUUGUCCAGACCAUGUAAUAUAUAUAUGUACAUUGUUAGUGAGGAAACAGAUAUGUUGUAUGUUGUUCAUUUAAUGCAGUCAUUGCUAGGAGAUUUAAGUGUAAUAUUGUUAUCUGAAGUGUCAAUCAAGAGAUAUGCUAACAUCAAAUGAAUAAUAUUAACAUUAGUUAACCACAGUGUGAUGAAAAGUUUCUGAUAAAUAUGUAUAUGUAGAGCUUGUGUAUUUAUUAAAUUUGUUUUUAAUUUUAA